AUGGCGGAAAUGGAUGAAGUCAACAUCAAUCUGCCGUGCUUCUUGAAGUUCAUCGAGUCUCGCAGCUUUGCUCUCCAGUCAGCCCAGACAUCCCGACCGAAGGCAAGUGUUCCCUACAAACCACCUUCCAAGGCGCCCCUUCUAAUCAGAGGCGCUUCCGCAUUCGUCGCCACGAAUUCGUCGUUUUGCGAUGUGUGCCAUAAACAGAACCAUCAACUCUACCAAUGUGGAGGAUUCCACCUGCGGAAAUGGGCUUCGAACAGUGCAACAGUGUUAGAAGAAGUUCCUGAUGAAGAUCGAGAAGUGAAAAUUUCUAUAGUGGACAACGGAAGCAGUACCAUCAAGGCACUCGGUAUGCAAUGGCAGCCGUGCAGUGACGAGCUCCACUUCACUUACCAGCUAAACGAGAUCCUUCAGCCCACAAAGCGAAUAAUACUAUCGCAAAUUGCCAGCUUAUUUGACCCCCUCGGCCUUCUCUCUCCUAUCAUCGUAAAGGCUAAACUGGUAAUGCAGCGAAUGUGGGAGCUGAAGGUGGCCUGGGAUGCAAAUCCCCCCGGUGAGUUGAUCAACGAUUGGCUUAUUUUGGUGCAAAAGUUCUCGCUUCUCAAUUCGUUUCAGAUUCCCCGAAAUGUUAUCGACAUGAGAAACUGGACUCGUCUCUACCUGCACGGCUACUGUGACGCAUCCGAGGUUGCAAUGGGCGCCUGUGUCUACAUUCGAGCCGUGGACGAUGAUGGCAAUACUUCCUCCCAUCUACUCUGCGCUAAAUCCAAGCUGGCACCUAUAGGCAACGGCAAAACAACCACACCUCGGCUGGAGUUAUGUGCAGCUGUUAUUCUCGCCAGGCUGAUCUCCAACGUAAAAGAUGCUCUUUCCACUACGACAUUCUAUGAGAUUCGUGCUUUCUCCGAUUCGAAAGUUGUACUGGCAUGGCUGGCCGGUGGCGCGGCAAGGUGGAAGACCUUCGUCGCUAAUCGUGUUGCCGAAAUUUCUACACAUCUGCCGUCUAUCAAUUGGUAUCACGUCGGCACUCUUCUCAAUCCCGCUGAUCUGAUCUCCCGUGAAGCAUUUCCCGAGCAGCUUCAAGAAAAUAUUCUCUGGUGGCAUGGACCGUCAUGGGAGCCACUGAAUGUGAGUGAUGAGUCAGCAUCACAAGCCGAUCUCGAUCCUGGCGAACGGCGUCAAAUGGACAGAGAGCAGCGAACCACAACAUUAGUGUGUUUGACUGUGUAUGAAAACCGAUUCUUGGAUGACAUGAUGGCUAGAUACUACCCGAGGCUGCAGCUUCUGCUGCGUAUCACGGCAAGAAUGCUACGUUUCAGGCACCCAGAGUAUCGCAGCGCCACUCCACUCUCUCUAGAUGAAAUUGAUUUUGCCUUGGAGAAGUACCUGCCACACACACAACAAAAACAUUUUUCGGAGAAAUUAGCCGACUACGAAGAGGCCUCAGCGUUGAACGUAGCAGUCCCUUACACCAGCUCAAUCCAUUUCUGGAUAAAAACGGUGUCGUCAGGGUGGGCGGAAGGUUGCAGCUAUCUGACUUGACCUACGACAACAAGCAUCCGAUCUUGCUGCCUCGUCACGCAAUAUUGACAACGCUCAUUCUCCUACACGAGCAUCAAGAGCAUCUUCACUGCGGCCCUCAGUCGUUAUUGGCAAUCGUACGAACGCGGUUCUGGAUAGUGCGAGGCAGUAGUGCUUCACGUAAAGUGUGUCGGGAUUGUACUAAGUGUAAUCGAACCCGACCUGUACGAUUGACACAACAAAUGGGACCGUUGCCAGCAGAUAGUUGAAACCACUUCCACCGUUUGUUAUAACUGGAGUUGAUUAUGCCGGCCCGGUAAGCAUCAUAGGGCGACGAGCUCGCGGAGCAAUACCUUCCAAAGGCUACAUUGCCCUUUUUGUUUGCUUCGGAACACGAGCAGUGCAUAUGGAGGCGGUCAGCGAUCUCAGUACAUCGUCCUUUCUUGCGGCUUUCACAAGAUUCACGAGUCGCUACGGAGUACCAAGCAAGAUGUAUUCGGAUAAUGCUACAAAUCUUCGAGGAGCCGCGAAAAUUCUCCGAGAAUUAUACCACCAGAUCGAUGCCAACGAGCACAGCGACGAGGUUAGCAGAUUCUUCACCGACAAACGAGUGCAAUGGCUUUUCAUACCCGCUCGCUCUCCACAUCAUGGCGGGUUGUGGGAGGCUGGUAUCAA
Messenger RNA from Armigeres subalbatus, 2199 nucleotides. RefSeq lists its product as uncharacterized. The transcript is spliced from 2 exons. The coding region runs from base 1 to 1545 and encodes 514 amino acids. The record is from RefSeq and is a predicted model, not a curated record. NCBI's taxonomy places the organism in Eukaryota, Metazoa, Arthropoda, Insecta, Diptera, Culicidae.